AUGGUGGACGAGCUCAAACGUCGUACUUCCAACUUCUUUCCUGUGGCCGAUAUAUCUGAUAAUGGCUUGGUCACCCCGUUGGGGCCGGCGUUAUCUCCAAAUUUGGACCUUUUUCCACCACUUCUGGGCCAUGUGAGUCAGCCGCUUUUGCAGAAUGGACAGCAGUUGCAAAAUGGGCAGUUAACAAAUGGGCAGUUGCAAAAUGGACUGGCUCGGGAUUACUACAUGGACGAGCCUCCAGCUGUCAACAACAGGAACUCAAGUCUAUUUUCGACUCCCUCGUUUCUAUCGCCAGAGCAGUCGUUUUCGCUGAAUCUUCUUGGAGUCAGCGGUCUGUCGUUGAGUGGGCUGAUAUCACCAUAUGCUACAAGACUCGGCGAGUCUUCUGGGCCCUCCAGUGUUCGUAUCAGUUACAGUGCACCAAAUAUUCUCAACGAUACAUCGUUGGGUCGCAAGUUAGACUUCAGCUUGAGCCAGCAGCUACAUAAUCUCGGCUUGGACGAACCAAGCCAUUUGAAGGAUCCAUUCUCCGACAAGUACCCAUUUUCGCUCCGUCUGGAGUCGCCCAAAGUCGGACACCGCCUGUCAAUUUGGAGUACCACCCAUCGAGAGGAAACACCUCUGUUGAGAGAAAGCGGGAACGGCCGCAACCGACCAUUUUCCGAGUCAUUGACACCACCAGAAAUGUUUGAAGAAAAGAAAAAAAAUAGUUCUCGUCAUAAGACAUCAAAAUUCCUUUCCGAGUCUCCCGCCAGCACCAGGCGGACGAAUAGUGCGGACCAUUCGGUGGAUCCUUUAUUAGUGGUGAAAAAACCGGUUGAUGGUGGCCAGAGACACAAUAAAUCUAAAAAUGGCAUAAAACCAAGGGAAAAAGACCCCAGCAACUUACCAAAAGUGGUUGUUAAAUUCUCCAAUGUGGAUCGGGAAUACUUGGAUUUCCGACCUGAAGAAGGUGAAUCUUUAGGGAAACUUUGCAGCAAGCACGUACUAAAUAAUUUGGGCACCAAGAUAUACCCAGAAGACUACUGUUCCACGUUUUACAAACGAAAUAAACACGGUUAUAUGUUUAUUCGGGAGCCCUCCAGCUCCUUAAAAGUCAAUUCGAGCGGACCUAAGUCAUGGGUGACUAUAAAGCUCAAGCUCGGUAACCAGGACACACAAAAGCUCAAGGUCGAUGUUCGAAAGUUACCUGAGUGGAAGCCAAUCAAUUUGAAUCUGAAUUUUGUUCCAAGAAAGCAUGGUAGAAGAGAUCACCGGAAUAAAUUAAUAGAGGGGAGCCAUCGAUCGCGCAAAGCUCAACCAAGAGGUUAA
Molecule: messenger RNA, 1311 nt
Organism: Sungouiella intermedia
Lineage: Eukaryota; Fungi; Ascomycota; Pichiomycetes; Serinales; Metschnikowiaceae
Source: the annotation of a GenBank genome assembly